This is a messenger RNA of Capsicum annuum, 1805 nucleotides long. RefSeq names its product shaggy-related protein kinase eta. The record is from RefSeq and is a predicted model, not a curated record. Gene Ontology annotation, molecular function: protein serine/threonine kinase activity; ATP binding. Gene Ontology annotation, cellular component: cytoplasm. Gene Ontology annotation, biological process: signal transduction; protein phosphorylation. Lineage: Eukaryota; Viridiplantae; Streptophyta; Magnoliopsida; Solanales; Solanaceae. The coding region runs from base 250 to 1398 and encodes 382 amino acids. The transcript is spliced from 12 exons.
GUAGAGAAAAGAGCUGUAUUCACAUGGGAUGCCGUUUUUCAAGCUAAUGGGGUCCCCUCUCUCUUCUCUUUCUCUCUCUCUCUUAAUUCAACUGAUAAUUAUGAGCUUUGAAUCAUAAAGUUAAUUAUAGAGUAGACUGAAGAAAAAAAUCAUCCUUCUUCUCAUUUUUCCUUCUUUCUUCCUUCCAUUUUCUUGUUUUUAUUUUUUUGUUUUUUAAAUUUUUUUUCUUGCAUUUGGAGCUGGAAAAUUAUGGCUGAUGAUAAGGAGAUGUCUGCUCCUGUUAUGGAUGUGAAUGGUGCCGUCACUGGUCAUAUAAUUUCGACUACCAUUGGAGGAAAAAAUGGCGAGCCAAAGCAGACAGUCAGUUACAUGGCUGAACGUGUUGUGGGGACUGGAUCAUUCGGAGUUGUUUUUCAGGCAAAAUGCCUGGAAAAUGGGGAGACGGUUGCGAUAAAGAAGGUUUUACAAGAUCGUAGAUACAAAAAUCGUGAACUGCAGUUGAUGCGGACUAUGGAUAACCCGAAUGUUGUUUCUUUAAAGCAUUGCUUCUAUUCAACUACUAGUAAAAACGAGCUUUUUCUCAAUUUGGUCAUGGAAUAUGUUCCGGAGACUAUGUAUCGGAUGUUGAAGCAUUACAGCAAUGUGAACCAAAGAAUGCCACUCAUCUAUGUUAAGCUUUACACGUAUCAAGUAUUUAGGGGGCUGGCGUACAUGCACACUGUUGCCAGCGUUUGCCACAGAGAUUUGAAACCUCAGAAUAUUUUGGUAGACCCUGUUACCCACCAAGUAAAAAUUUGUGAUUUCGGAAGUGCAAAAGUUCUGGUUAAAGGUGAAGCAAACAUCUCAUACAUCUGUUCACGGUUUUAUCGGGCACCUGAACUCAUAUUCGGUGCAACAGAAUAUACGACCUCGAUUGAUAUCUGGUCUGCUGGCUGUGUCCUUGCAGAGCUUCUCCUCGGCCAGCCAUUAUUUCCAGGCGAAAAUGCUGUCGAUCAGCUUGUUGAGAUAAUCAAGGUACUUGGAACACCAACGAGGGAGGAAAUUCGUUGUAUGAAUCCAAAUUACACUGAUUUUCGAUUUCCACAAAUCAAAGCACACCCUUGGCAUAAGGUAUUCCACAAACGGAUGCCACCCGAAGCUAUAGACCUUGCUUCACGUCUAUUGCAGUACUCGCCUAGUCUUCGUUGCAAUGCACUUGAAGCAUGUGCACAUCCUUUCUUCGAUGAGCUUCGGGAACCCAAUGCUCGACUUCCCAAUGGCCGGCCGUUGCCGCCUCUUUUCAAUUUUAAGCAGGAGUUGGCUAUUGCCUCUCCAGACCUCAUUAACAGGUUGAUACCAGAUCACAUAAAAAAGCAAAUGGGACUACAUCUUUUCACAACCCGCGAUGACAUGACAUGAAAAUAUACUGGUUGACGAUGAUGAUCACACACACACACACAUAUAUAUAUCGAGACAUCCGCGUUUACAUUCUCCCCAACAUGUUCCACCAUGCCAAGCUGCAUCUCCUUGUCGACGCGAGGACAAAGUAAAAGGGUUGCUGUGAAUUUUAAAUUCUUGGUCGUGGUAUCGUCUUUUUCUUUCUACUCUUCGAGUAUAUCUCUCCCCUCCUCUCUCUUACCGUGGCCAUCCAGCGAAAGGAAUGUUCUUUUUGUACAUGUUUGGUAGUAGUAAAUUGAUUAGAAAGCUCCCAAUAUCAGACAAAUGAAAUGUAAAAUUUGAUCUGUGUUUUAUGUUUGUAUUUAGUGUUUAUUUUUUGAACUUGUUGCUAACAUUUUGUUGCUUUUAAGAAAAGAGUUGCAAGGAAA